GGUACCUGUAGCAGCCACUGCCCUGCCUAUCCCCUCCCGACCCCACCAUGUUAGUUGGUACCCCCCACCUGCUGACACUGGAUGAAGCUGAUGCUACCUGGACCCUCAUCAAGGACAAGGUCGUCGAAGAGCGCUUUGGGCCCAACGUAGUGGCAGUACCGUUCCUGUCGGACGCAGCCUGCUAUGAUCUGCUGGGUGUGCUAGUGAAGCAGGCCCGCCCGGCCCACACCCGCCUGGCUUUGCCAGGCCGGCAGGGUCGGAGGGCACUUCAACCAGUGGGGCUGCUACCAAACCUCCUGGAGCAGGCAGGGGCUGAGGGCACCUUUGCACACUGCACUCGGGAAUACUCACCAAAUGGCCGAGCCGAGACAGCUUAUGAAGAGACUCGCCUGUUAGAUGGGCAGCCCUGCCGCAUCCGCCUGCACAUGGGGGGGCUGCGCAAGAAGGUGGCCUUCCUGCUGCUGCCACCCGGGCAGGUGAGCCUACAGCAGACUCUUCCCUGGCUUCGGAGCGCCCACAGCAUCUAUGUCAUCUACCAGGUCUUCUCCUGCUCCUGGCUGCAACUGGGGCUACUCCCGACCGCCCAGGAGCCCCAGCUGCUGCGAUUACAACGGUCACUGCCUAUUGCCUUCUCCUGCCUCAAGUUUUCACUGCAGCCCAAAGGAGUCCUGGGACCACAGAAGGCCCUAGGCAAAGAUCCACUGCCCCACGGGGCCAACUGGGUCAGACCCAACCUCAACAUCAUGCCAGCCCUGGCCCCCACCUCAGACCCUGCUGAUACCCCUGAAGCUGCAGAUGUGCCCCCACCUGUCCCAGCCCCACCCACACCACCUCCCCAGGAAGGACCAGAGGGCAGGCACAUGAGAUUCUCCUCCAAGGGCCGCAACCCUUUCCGAAGGGGGCCCCAGAUGUUGUCAGAGAACUGGCUCUUCAGCCCCCGCAGCCCCCCACCAGGAGCCCAGGGUGGGGGCCCCGGGGACCCCGACCGGCACUCCAUGUCCCUGCCCCUGCUGCAGGGUCUGUCCUUGGAGUUCGACAGCGAAGACUGAAGCUGAAACGAGAGAUGCAGGGGGCAAGGCCCCCAAGAUCUGGCAUAGGGAUACUGGUCCCCAAUAAACAUCAGCUGCUGCUCCCCCAAA
Molecule: messenger RNA, 1139 nt
Organism: Condylura cristata (star-nosed mole)
Lineage: Eukaryota; Metazoa; Chordata; Mammalia; Eulipotyphla; Talpidae
Gene: CUNH11orf42
Product: chromosome unknown open reading frame, human C11orf42
Exons: 3
Coding region: 48-1049 (333 amino acids)
Source: RefSeq, a predicted model, not a curated record